This is a messenger RNA of Trichomycterus rosablanca, 3503 nucleotides long. RefSeq names its product leucine-rich repeats and calponin homology (CH) domain containing 4 (gene lrch4). Bases 158 to 2221 code for a protein of 687 amino acids. Gene Ontology annotation, molecular function: protein binding. The record is from RefSeq and is a predicted model, not a curated record. The transcript is spliced from 18 exons. Lineage: Eukaryota; Metazoa; Chordata; Actinopteri; Siluriformes; Trichomycteridae.
UAAACCUUUUAUUCAUCUUUAAUUUCUGGAUUUUAACACUGCAACCGGAUAACACUGGUCUUUUGUGGUCGCUGAAAGCAAGGACGGUGGAAAUGCGAAUUUAGGAGGGCACUUUUUGAAGAAAAACGCCAGAGGGAAGGAGUUUAGUGGUGUGUUCAUGGCUGCUGGAGAUGGGGCGCAGCUGCCGGCGACACUGGCGGCCAGCAGGAGCGUGGAAAAAGCGCUGGAGGAGGCAGCAGCCAGCGGAGCGCUCGUCCUGUCCAACCGUAAACUAAAAGAGUUCCCACGGACCGCCAGGAACCAUGACCUGUCCGACAUUACACAUGCUGACUUGUCAAAGAACCGGCUAUGCGAACUUCCAGAGGAACUAUGCCAGUUCAUCUCUCUGGAGACACUCAGCAUCUACCACAACUGUGUGCGCUCCCUACCCCCUGCUCUCUGUCAGCUACAGGCCCUUACCUACCUCAACCUCAGUCGUAACCAGCUGUCUAGUUUGCCUCCGUCAGUAUGUGAGCUCCCUCUGUUGCGAGUGCUCAACAUCAGCAAUAACAAGUUGUCAGUCCUUCCCGCUACCAUACACACACUUGCACAUCUCCGGCAACUGGAUGUGAGCUGUAAUGAGUUGCAGUAUUUGCCGGUGGAACUGGGUCAGCUAGAGUGUUUACGGGAUUUAAACUUGAGAAGAAACCAGCUUACGACCUUACCAGAGGAGCUAUCCGAGUUGCCUCUUGUUCGGCUGGAUGUCUCAUGUAACCGCAUUUCCCAUGUUCCCGUGUGCUACCGGCACCUGCGGCACCUGCAGUUCAUCUCCCUGGACAACAAUCCUCUGCAGAUGCCUCCAGCACAGAUUUGCUCUAAAGGGAAGAUCCAUAUCUUCAAGUACCUGAACAUGGAAGCAUGCAAGAGUAGCCACGACCCACUGGAGAGAGCUCUGAGACCCAGCGGCUUUAACAGCUGUCUUUCAGAUCAGGAACUUUUCCCUGAACAGUAUGGUGGUCUUGACAGUGGCUUUAACAGUGUGGACAGUGGCAGCAAGAGAUGGUCAGGAAAUGAGUCAGCAGAUGAUUUCUCAGAACGAUCUUUGCGAUUAGCUGAGAUGUCUCGUGAUCAUCACUCGAAUCUUCAGGAAGAAGAAGAGAGAGACUUACUUCUAGACACACCCAAAGUGAAUGGAGAUGUGGAGCAAGUGGUUUUUUUCAUUGACAACAGUGUAACGGAAGAGAAUGAAGAAAGAUGCAAGCCAGAUCCUCCUAGUCCUUCAAAAACAUCACCCCCUAAGGAGAAGACUGAAAUCAGCAGGUCCACACCCUCACAGAGCCCUGAAUCUGUGGGCAGCAGAAGAAGUGUCGGCAGUGAGUCAGUAGAUGUUUGGUCUCCAUCUAGUCCCACACUGGAGGAGAAGAGGAGGCCUGGCACGCUGCAGCUCUGGCAGGAGAGAGAGCGGGCGCAGCAGCAACAGCGAGAGCGUUUGCAGAAGAUAGCACUGAAAACAGGAAGUCAGUCAGCAGUGACAGCCAAACAGGCGGGAACAGGAAGUGUGUCGUGUGUUGAAUCUACAGACAGCAGCAUUUCUGUUAACGGUUUGCGUCAGAGAUCUGCGACUGUGGAUCAGAUUUAUACAAGCGUUCAACCAGGAUCUUUGCAGCGCUCAACAAGCCGUGCAGAUGCAUCCUCUGCUAAAUCCUGCUCUCCUACUGGCUCUGCUCCCAAACCAAACAGCUUCCUCUUCCGCGCCUCUUCACGCUGCAAUGUUAAAACAGGUUCAACGCAGUCUCUGGCUGAGUCAGGUCGCAGUGAGUCUCGUUCCACACUCAAAUCCCCACGAGAGGAGAGAGCAGAAAUCUCCCAGUUACGAAAGUCUCUGGAGUCUCGUCUGAAGAUCACUCUUCCAGAGGACCUAGGAGAAGCGUUGUCUAAUGGCACUAUCCUUUGCCAACUUGCCAAUCAACUCCGCCCUCGAUCUGUGGCAAUCAUCCACGUUCCCUCCCCCGCAGUGCCAAAACUGAGUGCUGCCAAGUGUCGCCUCAAUGUUGAAAACUUCAUCAGUGCCUGCCGCAAGCUGGGGGUUCCUGAAGACUUACUGUGUCCAGCUCAGCUGAUUCUGGAGGAAGAAGGACUGAGCCGCAUCGCUCAAACUGUCCAGGCUCUGCUGGAGCUGCCACCACAAGGACCCCGCUGCUCCUCACUCCAGUCGUCUGCACUGAAUGUCACCAGUUCAUAACCAGCUAUUACUUACAGGAAAAAAAAGUUUAGGUUACCUGGUUUUCUGCAUUAAUUACUCAGAAAAUGUGUUAUUAAUUUGAUUGUUUAAUAAUACGAGUUAAGAUCUGAUCUUAUUUUUAUAUCAAUAACACAAACAGUUGUUCUUUUCAGUGUCAGUUCUAAACAAAUGUAUUCAUUAUUAACAGUCUAAGCUAGAAAAAGUAUGUGGACCCUUUUAUACAGUAGAAUGGUAAAACCUCUUCAGCUGAUCAGACUUAGAACAAUGAAUCAAUUCUGUAUUUAAUUUACUUGUCAUAUAAACUUUAUUGAGGUUGAUCAGGGAUCUGGUGAGUCCUGUGUUAUCUGAAAACACUGAGUGCAAGGCAGGAAAACACCCUAAAGGGUGUCAGUCUAUCACAGGUAGGAAAUAAGUUAGGAAAUAACCCACGCAGGCAAAAAAUUACAUUUUAAACUUCUCAACGGCUGAUUGGAGCUAAGGAUCAAAUCCAAGUCCCCAGAACCCGUGUCGCUUUGCGGCACCAGCUGAACCACCAUCCAAAUCUGCCCUGACAUUUUCUUGUUCAUUUUUAAGGGCAACAAAUUUAUCUGUUCAUUAAACCAUAACACUUCUCUCACCAUGCUGUACAGUGCAGUGCCUUUUUCCAUUUAAAAGUGGUAUUUUUACUGCCGUAAAGUUUCCCGUUCCAUUAACUAGAAGGUGUGAUAUCUGGAUAAGUUACUAGAUUAGAGGUUUUAGGUCUGAACUAUAAAUGACAACUCAUCAUGUUCAAUAAUAACAUUUAAUUUACAAAGGAAGACUAGAACAUUAUCAUGCUAGCCCACCACUGCUGAGAUUCAGCUGUGCUACUGGCCUGCCGGGUGUCUACAUAAACCGAAGCCCUGCGAUGGAUAGGCGACUUGUCCCAGAUGUUCCUGCCUUGCGCCCAGUAUUUCCCAGUGGAACAGAGCCUACUGCAACCCUGACCAAAAUAAAGCGAUUGAUAAAAAAGAAAUAAAUAAUAAAUAUUUUGUGAGUAAAUAAUGCAGAUAUUCAUGUCUCAUUUACAAACUUAUCAUCGAAAUUCAGCUAAUACACCUGUGAUGUUUUGUAGAUGUCUAAAAAAAAGGAAACGUUCAUGUCUGAUCUACUGUGUGAUCCUGUAAUUGAGCAUUUUUUUUAUUGCAAAUCCAUGUACAGCUACUUGGAUGUAUAGUUAAACUUUUAAUUUGUAUUCCACUGCCAAAAAGCAGUGGGUGGCUGCAAAUGUUAAAGAAGGUUAAAGAAAAUUAAACAGAAUUAU